This is a messenger RNA of Vitis vinifera (wine grape), 2253 nucleotides long. RefSeq names its product cystathionine gamma-synthase 1, chloroplastic. The transcript is spliced from 10 exons. Gene Ontology annotation, biological process: transsulfuration. Bases 231 to 1838 code for a protein of 535 amino acids. Gene Ontology annotation, cellular component: chloroplast. Lineage: Eukaryota; Viridiplantae; Streptophyta; Magnoliopsida; Vitales; Vitaceae. The record is from RefSeq and is a predicted model, not a curated record. Gene Ontology annotation, molecular function: pyridoxal phosphate binding; cystathionine gamma-synthase activity.
AAGUUUAUUAUUAAUAAGAAAAAAACUUUAAUUAAAAAUAAUGCUUUUGGAAAAAAAAGGAGGGUUUUCAUGACAAACUUUAAUUAUAAAAGGGGAAGUUUGCAAUUGGGAAAACCUAAGGGAGGAAAUUAUAAUUAGAGUAAAACGACAAAGAGAGGCGCUUAUUUGAAUGGUGAGAGAGGUUUCUGGAGAUUGUUGAAUCAUUUCAGAGAAGACAGCGAUCUUGAUCCAUGGCUGUCUCUAGCUGCCCUAGGGUUUCCGCCGCCUUCGAGUGCCGUUCCGAACCAGACUUCUGCGGCGGACCUCAUCGCCCGGAAGCUUUUGCCUCUGGCGGCCGAUUCUCCGGCAAGGCAAGCUCGGUGCCGAGUCACCAAAUUUUCGGUGCCUCCGCUCUGUCUUCUUUGAUCUUCCGAUUCCCUCCGAACUUUGUGCGCCAGCUCAGCACCAAGGCUCGGAGGAACUGCAGCAACAUCGGCGUCGCGCAGGUCGUUGCGGCUUCUUGGUCAGCUGACUCGGCCGCCGCCGCCGCCGCCUCCGCCUCCGCCGCAGCCGCUGCGUCGGUGGAGGCGUCGGUGGAGGUUUCGGUGGUGGAGAGUAGUGGUAGUGAUGUACAGUAUGAGGAUUUGGCCGAUGAGAAGGCCUCAUUUUUGGGUUUUGAUGGGACCCUUACUAUUCAUGCUGGUGAAAGAUUAGGUCGCGGCAUAGUUACUGAUGCAAUUACUACCCCAGUGGUCAAUACUUCUGCUUACUUUUUCAAGAAAACUGCUGAGCUCAUUGAUUUCAAGGAGAAACGCCGGGCAAGUUUUGAAUAUGGGCGUUAUGGAAAUCCAACAACGGUGGUUCUGGAGGAGAAGAUAAGUGCACUUGAGGGGGCUGAAUCAACUGUGAUAAUGGCAUCUGGAAUGUGUGCUAGUACAGUUAUGUUGCUGGCAUUGGUUCCACCUGGUGGGCAUAUGGUGACAACCACAGAUUGUUAUAGGAGGACAAGGAUUUUUAUUGAAACCUUUCUGCCUAAAUUGGGGGUUGAGGUAACUGUCAUCGACCCUGCUGAUACGGAAGCUCUGAAAUCUGCACUGGAUAAGAACAAUGUUACACUUUUCUUCACUGAGUCUCCGACCAAUCCAUUUCUCAGAUGUGUUGACAUUGAGUUGGUUUCAGAGCUUUGCCACAGGAAGGGAGCACUAGUCUGCAUAGACAGUACUUUUGCAACACCUCUCAACCAGAAGACCCUUUCUCUUGGGGCUGAUCUCGUGCUGCAUUCUGCAACAAAAUAUAUUGCAGGACACAAUGAUGUAAUUGCAGGUUGCAUUAGUGGUUCUGAAAAGUUGGUUUCAACUAUUCGGAAUUUGCAUCAUGUUCUGGGUGGUGUUCUCAACCCGAAUGCCGCAUAUCUGAUCAUCCGAGGCAUGAAGACACUGCAUCUUCGUGUACAGCAACAAAAUUCAACAGCAUUGAGGAUGGCCAAGAUUUUAGAGGCCCAUCCUAAGGUGAAAUGCGUCUAUUAUCCAGGCUUGCCAAGUCACCCUGAACAUCAUAUUGCCAAGCGACAGAUGACUGGUUUUGGUGGAGUAGUCAGUUUUGAGGUUGAUGGAGACUUAACCACCACCAUCAAGUUUGUUGAUGCAUUGAAAAUCCCUUAUAUUGCCCCAUCCUUCGGAGGCUGUGAGAGCAUUGUUGAUCAGCCUGCGAUUAUGUCUUACUGGUAUUCCCCUUCAUUCCUCUCAUGUAGUAGCAUAAAUGAAUACCCCUGUUUGGCAUUGGUCUCACUGAAUAAUCACAAGACUUGCACAUUGGGUUUCACCUUGUCCUUGUUACUUGGUUCUGAUUCUUUUAAUUGAAUUGUUCGUGCUUUCCAAAACAGGGAUCUUAACCAGUCGGAGAGAGCUAAGUAUGGUAUCCAGGACAACUUGGUUCGGUUCAGCUUUGGAGUUGAAGACUUUGAAGACUUGAAGGCUGACAUACUCCAGGCUCUGGAGAGCAUAUAGGGCGCGGCACCUACAAGUUCUGACACCUUCUGUUUUCCUUAUUUUUAGUGUUCUGUUUUCCUUAUUUUUAGUGUUUUAAUAGCUGAAUGUUGUCUUCUUUCUUUUGUGGUGGAUCAUCAUGAAACGAAUUGAUCCCAUUAAUAACUCAAUGCUCCUUCAGGACGAUGUUUUUCUUUGUUGUGGUAUUGAAGCUUCCUAUUCUUGAACUUGAACGAUGGAAAAGCCUAAAUGAAAGAAAUAAAGAGGGAAAAUGAAGGUUUGGUUAGUA